Molecule: messenger RNA, 3194 nt
Organism: Strongylocentrotus purpuratus (purple sea urchin)
Lineage: Eukaryota; Metazoa; Echinodermata; Echinoidea; Camarodonta; Strongylocentrotidae
Product: kelch-like protein 8
Exons: 9
Coding region: 312-2153 (613 amino acids)
Molecular function (GO): protein binding
Source: RefSeq, a predicted model, not a curated record
CAACUUGCGCGCGUCGUACGCUGCCUACCCCAGUUUCUAAUUCUGAAGCGUUUCCUGUUAUUUUGAGAGGUGACUCUCCCUCCAGGACCAGGACUAAAGUUUACCUCAACAUCCCCAGACAGACGUCCUACUCUAGCAUCCGACGGCCGAUGUUGAGUUUAACAACUGCUGGGGGGUGUUUCACAAAACUUGUCAUCAGUGACAAUUGACAGUUUUUGUUAUAAGCUACUGGAAUACUUGCUUCUGAUUGGUUAUCAGCAGAUUUGCCACUGACUUUUGUCAUUUGUCAUUGUAAAAAGGCUUUGUGAAACAUGGAUGAGAAAUCCAAGAUCACCUUGACAGCGACCAACAAGCAAGAGUGGCCAAACUCGACCCUUAAGUCGCUGAACACAUUCCGGCAGUCUGGACACUCCUUAUGCGAUGUCUUCCUCCAAGGGGAGGAUGAGAUGCCGAUGGAACCAAUACCCGCUCAUCGGUGUGUGCUUGCUGCCAACAGCGUUUACUUCAAUGCCAUGUUCACAUCGGGGCUUGCAGAGAGUACACCGGCCCACAGGACGAUCACGAUCAGUGGGGUAGACACAGAUAUUCUGUCACUCGUUGUGGAGUUCCUCUAUGUGGGAAGCUGUCAUCUGCCGAGCGGCACCAAGCAUUCUAGAGUGAUGGAUCUGCUUACUGCUUCGACCAUGCUGCAGGUUGAUGAGCUUUCCCGUGCAUGCACUAUCUACCUUGAAGAAAGCUUGGACACUGACAAUGCAUUAGAGCUGUGGCUGUUUGCCGAGAGUUACAGAAUUUCUGACCUGGCUGAGACUUGCAAGAAGGUUGUCCAGUCAUACUUUUGGUCGAUCAGCAGGAGUCAGCGUGUGCUUGAGCUGGAUCUUCAAGAUAUGGCAGCCGUGCUUGGUCUGGAGGAGGUCAAUUUAGGGAAUGCAGCAAAUGAAGACACCCUGGUUGAGCUACUUCUGAGAUGGCUGACCUAUAACCCCAAAGCUCUUGAUUCGAAUCUGCUUCCUGUUCUCAGUAAGGUAUGUUGGAGUGAAGUCAGCCAAGAGUGCAAGGACAAAUUCAGAGAGACGCUUGCUGAAAUCUCCAAGGACAGUUCGUCAGAAUCUUUCGACGCUGAAAAGGUAUUUGAUGUCAUCUCAAAAUCUUCAUCUUUGAACCAAAGCUUCAAUCGAACAUUCUUCUGCCCCGUGUGUGCCAUUGGAUUUGCUCCGUUGUCAAGCAGUACAUGGGAUGUAUAUGGCCAUGAACCCAGUACCUUGGAGGUCGUAGACAUUGACAAGAGGACUGGCACCGUCCUCAGGCAGUGGUCCAGGGAGUUUCUCAGGGAGCAGUUCAGUUUCCUACCUCUCCGCGGUCACCUCUAUGCAUCAUCCAACACACGUUACAACACACAUUACAGCAGUACCAAGCAUAUUGAUGUGCUCUGCCUGAGUGUGGCUAACGUUAAGAAUACCAAAGUGAUGAGGACUAGAAGUUUGGAUGAAGAGUCGGUGUGGUUGAACGUGAUUGAAAAGCAACAUUAUACACGUGCCAUUGAUGAGGAAACGGGCAUUGUCUAUCUGUGUGGGGACCCAAAAGCGUGGGAUCAAAGCCGUGUCAAAACUUCUACACAGGUCUUCAAGCUGGAUAUCGAAAAUAAUGUCUGCUCUCAAUUGACCAGUCUCCCUUUUGAGAGAUGUCAUGAUAGAGCGGUAGUGGUAGAAGGAGACCUAUUUGUAUUUGGUUCAGUAGACCGGUCACCAACCCCUGUCUCGACUGUCCUGAAGUAUGACUGGAAGAACAAUGCGUGGCAAGAAGUGAGUCCCAUGCAUGAGUCCAGAAAAGAAGGAGCCUAUGCCUGUGUUGAUGGCAAGAUAUAUGCGUCAGGUGGAUGGACCUCGAAAGCUCGUUCAAGAAAUGUUGAAAUGUACGACCCUUCUCUGGACAUCUGGACAAAAUUGAGUCCAAUGUCGUUACCCAGGGUCAACCAUGGACUCGUUGCUGUGGGAAUGUAUCUCUUUGCUAUGGGCGGCGAGUCAACGUAUUCAGAAGAAGACAUUAUCUGGAACGGCCAUAAAAUGGUGGAAAGGUACAGCAUCACCGAAGGAUGCUGGGAGGCUGCUUGGGAGAUGGCAGAGUGCAGAGAGGGGAUGCGGGCUUUCACCCUCUAGAACAGUGAUGUAAGGAAAGUCAACAAAACAAACACACAAGAACAGUAGAGAGAUACAGCAUCACUGAAGGAUGCUGGGAGGCUGCUUGGGAGAUGGCAGAGUGCAGAGAGGGGAUGCGGGCUUUCACCCUCUAGAACAGUGAUGUAAGGAAAGUCAACAAAACAAACACACAAGAACAGUAGAGAGAUUAAGCAUCACUGAAGGAUGCUUGGAGGCUGCUUGGGAGAUGACAGAGUGCAGACAGGGGAUGCGGGCUUUCACCCUCUAGAACAGUGAUGUAAGGAAAGUCAACAAAACAAAAACACAAGAACAGUAGAGAGAUUAAGCAUCACUGAAGGAUGCUGGGAGGCUGCUUGGGAGAUGGCAGAGUGCAGACAGGGGAUGCGGGCUUUCACCCUCUAGAACAGUGAUGUAAGGAAAGUCAACAAAACAAAAACACAAGAACAGUAGAGAGAUGCAGCAUCACUGAAGGAUGCUGGGAGGCUGCUUGGGAGAUGGCAGAGUACAGAGAGGGGAUGCGGGCUUUCACCCUCUAGAACAGUAAUGUAAGAAAGUCAACAAAACAAAAACACAAGAACAGUAGAGAGAUGCUGCAUCACUGAAGGAUGCUGGGAGGCUGCUUGGGAGAGUGCAGAGAGGGGAUGUGGGCUUUCACCCUCUAGAAAAGUGAUGUAUAGGGAAAGUCAACAAAACAAAAACACAAGAACAGUAGACAAUAUCCCUGCCCAGACUGCCAUGGUUGUGACCCUUCUCCGUGCAAAAUUAUUGAAGGUCAAAAAGGUUCAAUAUUCAGCUUGAUGUCAGUGCCUCAAUUUCUAAUUUAUUUUCAUGAAAUCUUCUAUGAACCUGUAAAGUCUACUUUAACUCUUUAGAUAUUGUUAUAGGGUUAAAAGUGUCAAGGGUUAUUUCAACUGUUUAGAAUAUUAUAAUUAAAAUUCAUGAGACCACCUCAGAUUUGGAAGCCCCUCAGGUCUUUUCAAUAGAUUAAUACCGGUAAAUGUUUAGAAACUUGAUACAUUAAAAUUUUCCCAUUAUAUUCUA